Molecule: messenger RNA, 1053 nt
Organism: Labeo rohita (rohu)
Lineage: Eukaryota; Metazoa; Chordata; Actinopteri; Cypriniformes; Cyprinidae
Product: sialoadhesin-like
Exons: 5
Source: RefSeq, a predicted model, not a curated record
AUGAGAUUGCAAUAUAAAUGCCUCAAAGGUUCCUGUCUGGUUAUCCCAUGUUCUUUCAGUUAUAAAUCAAACCCACCCAAAAACCCACGUAGAGUUGUGUGGUAUGAGCGGGACUCUAAAGGUUCACCUUUAGUUUAUGAUCCCUUGCAUCCAAACAACGUCAAUGAAAAAUUCAGAGGAAAAACUGAUUUAUAUGGAAAAUCAAACUGGGAUUGCAGUCUGCUGAUUAAAAACCUGGAAACAUCUCAUAAUGGAAAGAAAUUAUACACAAGGAUCGACCCUGAAAAUAUUGCAUGGGAAAACUAUGAAACUGAUGAUGCUACCUCUACAGUUCUUGUUGAUGCAAUUCCACAGCAGCCCAGCAUCAGUAUUACUGGAGGUGAAAAAACAGGUGACACAGUCACAGUAGAAUGUUCAACCUUCCACACGUGUCCAUACAGCAAACCAACCAUUACUCUGAAUGGUAUAGAAGGAUCUGAUGAAACAAAGGAUGAGUUUAUUAAAGACGGCCUGUGGAAAAUCACUCUGACACGCAAAGGUGUUGUAAAGGCAGAAAGCACAACUAUAAAGUGCUCAGUAACACAUUAUGGUGGCAUAACAGUGAUGGCUACAGAGGUCAAAACUUCAAAAUGUGUUCAUCAUAACAUAUCGAUUGAGCCUGAACUGGCAGAUGUCACAGAGGGUGUCGGACAGAACUUCACUUGUACCAUCUAUCAUUCCUGCCAGAAGGAGAAUCCAGUCAUCACAUGGAACUACGAGAACAUGCAGGUCUCAGCAUGGAACAAAAAGCAUUCCGAUUCAGAUCAGUUUCGAAUUGCAUUUUCCAACAUAACCUUUCUGGGUGCAAAAGAAGACAAUGGGAAGAGACUGAUAUGCACUGCAACAUUUUCUGAAGGAAACAUGGAAACUUAUGUUGUUUUGCGUGUACAAGAAUAUCAAAAACCAGUGGAUCCAAUCCUGAAUGAAACCUAUUUCCAAUACGUGGCAGACGUGAUACCCAGGAUCACUGCGUUGCCUCGAUCAUGUGUGGUAAUACCGUGCAGUUUCAAGACG